GCCAUGUCAUCAACCCACCUCGGCGUGUUAUUCCUAGCCGCACCCAAGCUAUCCGCCUGUUUGUCCACGGUGCUGUAGCGGCCCAGUUGGUAAACAGCCGUCUUCCCACACUGCAUCUUCCAAUCCUGCGUCUUUAAGCAGCAGCAGCAGCAGCAGCAGCAAGCAGCAGCAUAGCUCUUUCGAAACGGGCCGCGGUAGUCUAAUGUCGUCCACCCAAUCCAUCGGAUCGAGUCGUUAGGCUCUUCUGCAUGUGAAGCUCUGCCGUGGGCAUCCCCAAUAUCUGCAGCUCGAACAAGAGUUGCAAACAGUGUUUACAUCCUGCCUCUUCUGCCUCUCCUGCCUCACGCCCCAGAGGUCCCAGAGGUCUCAGAGGUCCCAGAGGUCUCAGAGGUCUCACCGCAGCCAGCCAUGGCGCGAAACAUCCUGAUCCGGCACCUGCCAAUCGCGCAGUCCACGACCACUUUCCAAGCCAUCAGCUACCUGCUUGGUGUCGCCCUCUUCUCCAUCUCUUUCCUUGUCUUCUUGAACAGCAGUAUUUCCUUUGUCCUCACUGACCUGCUCCACGUCGACCAUGGCGUCGGGGACAUCGUUGGCACCUUGGGCUUCGUCGAUGAGAUAGUCGCCCUGGUCGCGUGCCCCGUCUGGGGCCUGGUCUCGGACCGCUUGGGUGUUCGGUUUGUCGCCAUGGUUGGCUAUGCCAUCAUCGGUCUCGCCCUGUUUCUGUUUGUGCAGACAUCCAAUGUCUAUCCCCAGCUCCUCCUGGCGAGGAUCUUCUUCGCCCUUGGGGCAACAGCUACGGCCACCAUGGUGACCGCUACUCUUCCCUGUCUUACCGACGAUUCCGACUCCCCUCGGGACGACGAGAACGGGACAGAGUCAGCCCAGCCCUUCCUCCGCCCAUCCCACAACAACCGCGACAGUGUCACCCUCUCUGUCGAGUCCGAUCUCACCAUCACCCCCGAGCGCUACACACGGCCCGGAUCCAACGGAGACGCCUCCAACGACCCGCAGUGCACCGUCGACCCCGCGCAGGGAAGGCCCUCCAUCCUCGCCGGCUAUGUCGGACUCUUCACUGGCCUCGGCGCCUUGGUUUCCCUUCUAGUCUUCCUUCCUCUUCCUGCCCAGUUCAGCAAGAUCGAGGGCGUCGAGAUCGGCGAGGCCGUGCAGUAUGCCUACUACGUUGUGGGCGCCAUUGCCAUUCUCGUGGCCUCCUUCGUCUACAUUGGCCUUCGAAAGCUCAAGGGUGAGGAGGGCAAGGGUUUCCGCACGCUGUUUGGAAUCAAGAAGAGGCAGCUACCCGACGGAUCCGAGCCCCCGCGACGGACAUUCCUGCCUUACCGACAGCUGCUUCGCGAGGCUGUUGUGCUCGGCUUCACUGACUCUCAGAUCGGCUUGGGCUAUCUGGGUGGCUUUGUGGCACGCGCAUCGACCGUGGCAAUCUCUGCCUUUGUUCCUCUGUUUGUCAAUUCCUUCUACAAGGACCUGCCCGGCGGCGAUACCCCCGAGUUCCAGAGGAAGGCGUACAUACUGGCCUCUAUCCUGACCGGAGUCGCGCAGCUGUUUGCUCUUAUCUUUGCUCCUGUGUUUGGCUAUGUUUCGAGCCGCAGCCGUCGCAUCAACUAUCCCAUCGCUGUUGCGACCGUCUUCGGUGUCAUUGGUUAUGCCAUUUUCCCCAACCUCUCGACCCCGGAGGUUUCGAAUGUAGAGGGUCGAGGCGGGUCCGGAGGCAUCUUCAUCAUUGUUGCCUUGAUAGGCAUCAGCCAGAUCGGCGCCAUCGUCUGCAGCUUGGGCUCCCUGGGCAAAGGCGUGCUGGCGGCAGACCCUCACAAGAAGGGCACCCUGCCCUUGCCGGUGGGCGAGGCCUCAGUCGUCCAGGCAGAAGCAGCUGCCGAGGCUGGAGAGGGCGCACCGCUUCUUAACAAUGGCAACGGUAAUGGAAACAAAUCGCAACCCCAGUGCACCAGGGUCCUGCUCAAGGGCACCAUCGCUGGUGUAUACUCGUGGUGUGGCGGUGCGGCCAUCUUACUGCUCACAAAGCUCGGCGGCUAUCUCUUUGAUGUGUCGUCGAGGGGAGCGCCUUUCUACAUGAUGGCGUUCUUCAAUCUUAUUCUGCUUGUUGCGACACUUGGCGUGGACGUGGUACGCCUCGCCAAGCAGAAACGAUCUAAGAAUUGACCAUGUCGAUAAUGUCGAUGGAUAUGGUGGAAGAGAGGCAAUUCAUCUUUUGGUUUCUUCCUUGUGGCUUGGUUAUUAUGCACGUACAUUACAGAGGAAGGAGCAAAGACAACUCGGUUGGGAGUAACAUGCGAAUACCAGAUAGAUUUCACUUCCCUCAUAUUCCCUUUCUACAUUCGGCUCAGUCUUGACUUCAAAUUUCCUGCCACAUAAACACGUCUCAAACACAUACAUACAGAUUACCAUAGCCAGCUGAAGUCUUCCAUUAGUCUUCCCUUGGGGUUGCGAUGUGGUACUUGGCUCCCUGACCAUCUGUACAGUUAAACUGGAUUACAGCACGAAUCACCCAAGCUUUCCCAUGGUUCUCAA
This is a messenger RNA of Diaporthe batatas, 2544 nucleotides long. RefSeq lists its product as uncharacterized. Bases 409 to 2175 code for a protein of 588 amino acids. Gene Ontology annotation, biological process: transmembrane transport. Gene Ontology annotation, molecular function: transmembrane transporter activity. The transcript is spliced from 2 exons. NCBI's taxonomy places the organism in Eukaryota, Fungi, Ascomycota, Sordariomycetes, Diaporthales, Diaporthaceae. The record is from RefSeq and is a predicted model, not a curated record.